GAUAGAACACCAGCCCAAAAAGUACAUGGUACAACAGAGAUGAAGAGUUCAUAUACAAAACCCAUAAAACCAUGUCGAUUGGUUACCGACAAGGAUCAGUUCAAGCAUCCUGCUUCCUUGCCGCUAGAACUGCCAAAAGUAGAACCCUUUUAUAAAGAAAUAGAGCAGUUGGACACUACAUACGAAGGUUUUGAAAAAUAUUUAGAUCCAUAUUUAACCACUAACAGAUUACAUCAUAGACCGUUUACAUCUGAUGUGUUAAGGAGGUCAUCGAACUCAAAGGACAUUCUCACAUAUUAUAUUUAUUCAAAUACCCCUUGGGUGCGUUCACGAAAACCGAAUAUCGAAGAAUGGCGACUUCCAUUCAGUAAACCUCAACCGCUUUGGGAUAAAGAAAAAUUCAAAGAUGAAUUUCGUGAAGUUAGAACUCACAAUAAGUUAAAUUGGGUACCCAGAACAUUCUGUUCAGAAACAAAAGAUAACUAUAUACAACAAACUUCUCGGUCCGAAUCGCGAAUACAUAAUUACGAAGAGGAAGUCAGAUCUGAGUAUCAACGUUCGAUCGCCAAUUUACAAACGAGCUCGCAACAACAACAAUCUGAUAUUAAUUAUUUAUACACAACAGAAAACUCUCACAUCGGUUCUGGAAGGCCGAUAUGUUCAAUAAUAGAUCAACAUUUCGAGAAGAAUAAGAAGUUGGCGAAGAGAGAAAAUAUCGUAUAAAAUACAUUGUCAAUGAUGCUAUGAUGAAUUUAGGAUUAAAAUCUAUCGAGUUUUUUUUAUAACAUUGAUGGCUGGGCAAAUGGGCCACCUGAU
Messenger RNA from Nymphalis io (European peacock), 816 nucleotides. RefSeq lists its product as uncharacterized. Bases 40 to 723 code for a protein of 227 amino acids. The record is from RefSeq and is a predicted model, not a curated record. The transcript has 4 exons. NCBI's taxonomy places the organism in Eukaryota, Metazoa, Arthropoda, Insecta, Lepidoptera, Nymphalidae.